ACACCAGACGUCAGCCCAGGCUGCUUAAUUCCUAGAAGGUGGGAGGGCUGGAGGGCGGAACCCAGUUUGGAGGUGUGCAUUCUGCUUGGAGCUGCGCUGUACCAUGGCUGAGAAAGGUUGCAGGAUCUCCUAUGAUGAAUACAAGGAGACGGCUGACUGGUUAAUGGCCCAGAUUACAAUCCAACCAAAGAUAGCAGUGAUCUGUGGAUCUGGCCUCGGGGGCCUCGCUGAUUUACUGAGCAACCAGGUCAUCAUUCCGUAUGAGAAGAUCCCCCGCUUCCCAAAGAGUACAGUUUCAGGUCAUGCUGGCAGGCUGGUCUUUGGGGAGCUCCACGGGAAGCAGUGUGUCUGUAUGCAGGGCCGUUUCCAUUUCUAUGAGGGUUACCCAAUCAAUGAGGUAACCUUCCCUAUUCGUGUUUUUCAUCUGAUGGGGAUUGAGACUCUGAUCGUAACCAAUGCCGCGGGAGGUCUGAAUGAAGAAUUUAAUGUCGGUGACAUCAUGUUCAUUAAUGACCAUAUCAAUAUGCCCGGCUUCGCAGGACUGAACCCACUGAGAGGCAGCAAUGAGGACAGGUUCGGCGUGCGGUUCCCAUGCAUGUCAGAUGCCUACGACAAGACCCUUCGGCAGAUAGCCUUUAAAUGUGCCCAGGAGCUGGGCUAUCAGGAUUUUAUCCGAAGCGGGGUGUAUUGCAUGCUGGCCGGGCCCUCAUAUGAGACGGUUGCCGAGUCUCACUUGUUGAAGAAACUGGGAGCAGACGCCGUUGGAAUGAGCACAGUGCCCGAGGUGAUCCUUGCUCGUCACUGCGGAUUGCGAGUGUUUGGCACCUCCCUCAUCACCAACAAGGUUGUGACAGACUACAGCAGCCAACAGAAAGCCAACCACACGGAGGUGCUGCAGACCUCAAAGGAUCGAGCUGAGGCCCUGCAGAGACUCAUCAGUGGCCUGGUGGCGAAGAUAGACUGAACGAGGCAUGGCCCAUGCAGUGCAAGAAGUGGCAUGGCCCCCCAAACCCCACAAUGCUGCAGCAAUAAUAUUAUCACCAAACAGUGAGUGAGAUCGGACAUGGAGGAGGAUGCAAAAUACCCAGAGUCAAAUUGCUCACCCUUGUACACACCACACAAUCUACAACCAGACUAAUUGUCUUAGAUAGUCCAGCUCAUAGAGUCUCUACAGUGUGGAAGCAGGCCAUUUGGCCCAUCCAGUCCACCACAAACCUCUGAAGAUCAUCCCACCCAGACUCAGGCCUUACCCUAUCCCUGCAUUUCCCAUGGCUGACCCGCCUAGCUGUUUAUCCUGGACACUGGGGCAAUUCCCCACAGCCAAUCCACCUAACCUGCACACCUUUGGACUGUGGUAGAAAACCGGACCACCCGGAGGAAACCCACGCAGACCCAGGGAGAAUAUGCAAACUCCACACAAACAGUCACCUGAGGCUGGGAAUGAACCCAGGACCCUGGCGCUGUGAGGCAGCAGUGCUAACCACUGAGGCACUGUGCCAGCCCAAAUGGUCAAUCUGUUAAAAACUCCAUCCUGCUAAUGUACCACUUCCAGUUGAUAUACCCCACCUCUCAUGUGACACAUACCCCACCAAGUCAUUAUACCUCAUCUUUUUGAUAAACCUCACCCACCCCGUUGAAUACCCCCAUCUACCAUUAUAAUCCCAUCUACCCAUUCUCUGCCAACACUUACACCUCCCAUCCACCCACCCAUCAUAUAAUCCAUUGGCCCUUGAUAGCACCCACCCACCCAUUUUGUACCCUGCUUGCUCUUUAUAUCCCCAUCUGAUAUACCUCUCCUUGCCCCAGCUGAGCUCACCUGCUCAUUGUCUUGGCCCAAUGUUCAGUCCCUUUGACCGUUGACUGUAUUAUACUAUAAUGUGUAAUAUACUAGUUGGUCAAAGUGAUUCUAUCCUGAAUCGCCACCAAGUCCGAUUUCACGUCCACAAUGCUUUUACUAUAUGCAUUUUAGGCUAAGGUUAAUAGAAAUCUGCAAGAUAAUUACUUUUUAUUUCUAACUCAUUGUUGUAUUAAGGACAAGUGAGUUUCUACUAAAAAGGUUUACAUUUGUAUCGCACUUUUUUAUAACUAUCUCUUUAAAGCACUUUACAGGCGAUGAAUUACAGUUUGAAGUGUCUCCUUUCUCAGGCAGUCCCUCAUGAUUGAGGCUGUCUUGCUUUCAGAUUUGAUGGGUUCUGGGAUGAUGAUAAGUCUAACACACAAUGUGAAGACUGUGUACGCGCGUGUGUGUGUGUGUGUGUGUGUGUGUAUCUGUCUCUCUGUGUAAGUGAGUGCAUAUGAGUCUCUGAGUGUAUGUUUGAGCGUGUGAGUGUGUCUCUGUGUGAGCAUAUGUGUGGGUGUGUGUCUGUGUAAGUGUGUGUAAAUGCAUAUAU
Messenger RNA from Rhincodon typus (whale shark), 2390 nucleotides. RefSeq names its product purine nucleoside phosphorylase 6 (gene pnp6). The transcript is spliced from 6 exons. Gene Ontology annotation, molecular function: purine-nucleoside phosphorylase activity. Lineage: Eukaryota; Metazoa; Chordata; Chondrichthyes; Orectolobiformes; Rhincodontidae. Bases 104 to 964 code for a protein of 286 amino acids. Gene Ontology annotation, cellular component: cytoplasm. Gene Ontology annotation, biological process: nucleoside metabolic process. The record is from RefSeq and is a predicted model, not a curated record.